Molecule: messenger RNA, 759 nt
Organism: Penicillium lagena
Lineage: Eukaryota; Fungi; Ascomycota; Eurotiomycetes; Eurotiales; Aspergillaceae
Exons: 2
Coding region: 1-759 (252 amino acids)
Source: RefSeq, a predicted model, not a curated record
AUGGCUUCAUCUCUGCCCUCGCAGUACGAAAUCCGUGUUCUUGGACCGGAGCAUGAGGAAUGGGCCCGAGCUAUUUGCAUCCACACAAAUCUGUUCCGAUCCCCACUCUGGCCAGUCGUGUAUCCCGAGAAUAUAACUCAGCGGGCAUACAAGUCGUUCCGGGCCGCGCACUACCUAAUCAAGCACCAGAUCGACUCAGGAUAUUCCCUUGUCUGUGGCCACGGGGGGAAGCUAUACUGGAAUCUUGAUGACGAGAGUGCUACUGAGGGCGAGUUGGCAGAUCAGAUGGACUUUCCGCUCGUCUCUAUCGCCCUAGCCUACGAUGGCAUCAACGAGCUGGAUAUGGCUCAGAUAACGCCACUGAUCGAGACACUGCCAUUGUUCGGAUCGGUUUACAGUGCCCUUGGGGACCGAGACACUCGCGAUCCUGCCUCGUGGAAGCCCACCGGCCCCCAGCAGGUACUAAUGCGCAACGCCACCAACACCGUUAAAGCGCAUGAAGGUCACGGACUUAUGAGGCAGCUAGCCGAAGAGAUGAUGCGACGGUCGGCGGCACAGGGAUUUCGUGGCAUCCAGAUUGAGACUAUCUCUGGUGCUGUAUUCAAAGUGUGGUCGAAUCCGCCGGCCCCAUUUAGAGCAACGGUCAUCGGACAAUUUCACACGCUGACGUACGAAGAAAAAGGGGAGUCGGGAGAAAGUCUUCAUCCUUUCCGGCCGGCAAACGUCAACAUUGCGAAGAUCUAUGUCAACUUGCGCUGA